AUGGAUCAUGAAACAUAUUUUGAAACAAAUAAGGAACCAGUUUUAUUAAAAGAUUGUGCACAAAAAGUAGAGGAUUUUGUUAAAAUACAAUUAAAAAAUAAUAAUCGUGUGGUCCUGGUCACUUCUGGUGGCACAGCAGUACCAUUAGAGGCUCAAACAGUUCGAUUUUUGGAUAAUUUCUCAGCAGGAACUAGAGGAUCCGCUAGUGCGGAAUAUUUUAUUAAAUAUGGUUAUUCAGUUGUUUUUUUAUAUAGGCAAUAUACACUUCUUCCAUAUUCGAGAUGUUAUUUUCAUGAUAAAUAUGAUUUUUUGGAUUAUUUUGAGGAAACAGAUGAUUGCAAUGUAGUCGGCACAGUUUUAGUUAAGGCUGAAUAUAGGGAAAAAAUGGCUUAUCAUUUAAGAUGUUAUCAGGAUGCUAAAUUAAAUAACAAACUUCUUAUAAUUCCUUAUAUAACAAUUACGGAAUAUUUGUAUUAUUUACGUGAGAUUGCUAUUAUUUUUCGUCCACUUUCAGAAAAUGCACUUUUUUAUCUUGCAGCAGCUGUAUCUGAUUUUUUUAUUCCUCCUGAAAGGAUUCCUGAACAUAAAAUUUCUAGUGAUUCUAAUGGUAAACGACUUGUAAUCGAAUUUGAUCCGGUUCCUAAGUUUUUAGCAAAACUCAUUGAAAAAUGGGCGCCUCGAGCAAGUAUUAUAAGUUUUAAAUUGGAAACAGAUGAAGACAUUCUUAUUUCCAAUGCAAGAAUGUCUCUUCAGCGUUAUGGGCAUCGACUUGUUAUUGGUAAUAUAUUAACAAAACGCAAGUAUGAGGUUGUUUUUGUCACAAAAACUCAAGAAUCAUGGAUACGAUUGACUCAAGAGGAAAAAGAAAACGGCAUUGAGGUAGAAUCAAAAAUUGUUCCUCUUGUUAUACAAUUACAUGAUACUUGGAUUCAUUUAUAA
Messenger RNA from Pneumocystis carinii B80, 939 nucleotides. RefSeq lists its product as hypothetical. The coding region runs from base 1 to 939 and encodes 312 amino acids. The transcript has 5 exons. Gene Ontology annotation, biological process: coenzyme A biosynthetic process. Gene Ontology annotation, molecular function: phosphopantothenate--cysteine ligase activity. The record is from RefSeq and is a predicted model, not a curated record. NCBI's taxonomy places the organism in Eukaryota, Fungi, Ascomycota, Pneumocystomycetes, Pneumocystales, Pneumocystaceae. Gene Ontology annotation, cellular component: cytoplasm; nucleus.